UUUGGAGAUUCCCUGACUCCAUCUAGAUGUUCAUGAAGCUAUCCUCUGGCCUUCCACAGCUAACUGCUUACUGAUCAAGGGCGAUCACAAGCUGCAGGCGUAAAUUCAGCUAGCGUUCUGAAGCUGCCAGCAAUAUGGCGGUGGUCCUGGAUGCUUUGGCAUCCUACAUCCAAAACAUGCUGACACAGAUGGCGAAAGAAGAGGUGGACAUGCUGCUUGGGGUCUCCGUUGAGAUUGACAACCUUGGCGCCAAGCUCGGGGACCUCAAAAACUUCCUCGCUGACGCUGACAGGAGGAACGUCACCGACCGAAGUGUGCGGGCAUGGGUGAGGGAGCUCAGAGACGCCAUGUACGACGCCACCGACAUCCUUGACCUGUGUCAGCUCAAGGCCUUGGAGCGAGGUUCGUCAUCAUCCCUGGCUACGGGGUGCCUCAACCCCUUGCUGUUCUGCAUGAGGAACCCCGUCUUCGCCCACGACAUCGGCAGCCGCAUCAAGAAGCUCAACAAGAGGCUAGACGCCAUCAAGAAGAACAGCGCUACCUUCAGCUUCAUCAACCUUGGUUCCUAUGAGGACCGCGGUGGGAAGGCGGAGACUCCAUCUCGCCUCGCCAACCGCGAGACCUCGGCGCAGCUCGACCGGUCUAGUGUGGUUGGCGAGCAGAUUGAGGUCGACACAAGGAAGCUAGUGGAGAUGCUAACAGAAGACCCUGGAACGACCACUGCUACCCAUGACCAAGGUACGGUCUUGGCCAUCGUUGGCAUUGGCGGAAUUGGCAAGACAACCCUCGCCCAAAAGGUCUUCAACGACGACACCAUCAGCCGUGUCUUCACCAAGAAGAUUUGGCUGAGUGUCAACAAGGACUUCAGCGUGGCAGAGAUCCUAAAGAGAGCCAUCAUCGAAGCCGGGGGAGAUCACCAUGCAGCUGGCAAUGCAAAAGCCACACUUCAGCGGACGCUUCAGAAUGCCUUGGAUGGGCACAAGACUAUUCUGGUCAUGGAUGAUGUUUGGGAUGACAAGGCAUGGGGCGAUGUUCUUAAAACGCCAUUUGUCAAUGCUGUUGGUGGUGGUAGCCGAGUCCUCGUCACCACAAGGCAUGACUUGGUUGCACGAGCGAUGAAAGCCAGGGAGCCCUACCACCACGUCGACAAACUUGACCCCAAAGAUGCCUGGUCCUUGCUCAAGAAACAGGUAAUCAGAAAUGGAGAUAAUGAACCUCUUAUUGAUAUGCUAGAAGAUAUUGGAAUGAAAAUUAUAGAAAAAUGUGAUUGCCUGCCACUUGCUAUCAAAGUAAUGGGAGGACUCUUGUGCAAGAAAAUGGCAAGACGAGGAGACUGGGAAAGGGUAUUGAAUGAUGCGAUAUGGUCAGUAUCAGGAAUGCCCGAAGAGCUAAAUUAUGCAAUCUACCUUAGCUACGAAGAUUUGCACCCUUCUCUAAAACAAUGCUUUUUACACUACUCCCUCAUCCCUAAUGAGAGCACAGUGUUCUUCGUCGACGACAUUGUGAGCAUGUGGAUCAGCGAAGGAUUUGUGGAGGGGAACUCUGACGAAUUAGAAGAAUUAGCGAUGGAGUACUACAAUGAGCUAAUAUUGAGGAGUCUUAUAGAACCAGAUCUUCUGUAUGUUGACCAAUGGGUUUGCAACAUGCAUGAUGUAGUUCGCUCAUUUGCACAGUAUGUGGCAAGAGAUGAAGCACUUGUAGCACGAAAGGGGCAAAUUGAUGUUGGUGAACUCAACUCAAAAAGGAUCAUUCGACUAUCACUGGAAUCUGAGGAGUUAGAAUGGAGCACUCUGCAACCACAAAAAUCACUAAGAACACUACUAGUAGCUGGGCACAUAGGGAUUACAGUUGGUAACUCACUGGGUGCCUUUCCAAGCCUACGAACCCUGCAUAUAGACUCAACAAACUUUGAUGUAGUGGCUGAAUCACUGUGUCAGCUCAAACACUUGAGGUAUUUCUCUGUCACAGACCCUAACAUGUCUAAGCUGCCGGUAAACAUUGGAAAUAUGAAAUUCUUGCAGUAUAUAAGCCUUGACAGCUGCAAAAACCUGGCUAAGCUUCCUCGUAGCAUUGGAAAGCUACAACAGCUUAGGUAUCUUAGCCUAAUGGGAACAAAUAUACACUUCAUACCGAGAGGGUUCUCUGUCUCAACUAGUCUGAGGAAGCUCUUUGGGUUUCCAGCCCACAUGGAUGGCAACUGGUGUAGCCUGCAAGUGUUGGAGCCUCUUUCCCGGCUCAUGGGCCUCUCUAUAUAUGGUCUAGAAGGUGUGUCUUCUUCCUCCUUCGCCGCAAAGGCUAGGCUUGGUGAGAAGGUGCAUCUUAGCUAUCUGGAGUUGAGCUGCACCAGUAGACUCAAGGAUGACACGCAACUAGUCAAAGAAGAUGAUGAAGGCUUCUCUGAGGAAGAGCAACAGCGUAUUGUGGAAGUGUUUGAUGAGCUCCGCCCUCCACCCUGCCUAGAUGCUCUUGAAAUUGAAGGGUUCUUUGGGCGGUGCUUCCCAAGGUGGAUGGGACCAAUGGCAGCUGUACCCCUUGAAAACCUGCGGAUCCUAGCGAUGGAUGACCUACCUUGCUGCACUGAGCUCCCCAAUGGCCUGUGUCGUCUGCCGUGCUUGGAGUUGCUUCAAAUCUGUCGAGCAACAGCCAUUGAGCGUGUCGGGCUAGAAUUCUUGCAGCCCCAUCACCACCAUACACACCAGUUGACUGAUGUGUUUCCUAGACUACACGACUUAACCUUAACGGAAAUGGUGGAAUGGGAGGAAUGGGAGUGGGAGGAGAAUGUGCGAGCCAUGCCAUUGUUGGAAGAGUUUCUUCUAGAGAGCUGCAAGUUGAGGUGUAUCCCUGUUGGCCUUUCUUCCCACGCGAGGUCCUUGAAAAGGUUAUAUGUACAUGACGUACAACACCUCAGCACCCUGGAGAACUUUGCUGCCGUUGUUGAGCUUGAAGCAUAUGACAACCCCGACCUGACGAGAAUUGCUCAUUUCCCUAGGCUGUGGAAGCUAGACAUCUCUGGGUGCCAAAAGCUAAAGGCAUUGGAGGGGUUACCUGCACUCGAGAGGCUUGAGAUGACAGAUUACAACAUGGUGACACUCCCUGCUUACCUGAAGGAUGUCAACCCAAAGCAUUUGCAAAUAGACUGCACCUUACCACUGUUGAGUUCCAUAGCCGCAGGAAAAUCUAGCCAUGAGUGGGACAAGUUUAAUCAUAUCCGACAAGUUAAGGUAUAUGCAAAUGAUGGAGAUAUUGAAAAGAAAUGGUAUGUGUUGUACACAAGAGAUCCUUUCAAGUUGGAGACAAAUGUCGUCAACAUCAGAGAAUGGUGACAAAGAUGCUCCAAGGAAGGGCGACGCAACCUGGAGGGCCUGGUGGCGCGACCGGCGGUGGCCGGUGGGCGCGACUUGGAGGGCCUGGCGGAUGCGUGGCUCCUUACGCGCGCAUUGUGCGAGGCAGCAGGUGGCCGGCAUGAGAGGAGCUGAUGGCCAGAAGGGAUGAGGUGGUGGUCGGGCAGGGCAGGGAGAAGGAGGAGGAGAGAAGAAGAAAAUGGCUAGCUCUAUACCAUGUGAGAAAUCUUAACUCUUACUAGCCUUGGAACUUGUAUUAAUACACUAAGAGUAGCUGGGCUUGGCCCAUUACUUAGAGGUAUGCACGCAAUUACAAGGGGACUAGCCCCAAAAUCCUAACGAAGUUCUAACACAUGGGUCCUCAAAAAUACAUCAUACUCACGUAAAAAAAAACUCGACCUAUGGGGCUCCCAUGCUCCCUUAGACUAGCUCCAGCAGAUCCCCUAUGAUAUCCUCUAUCUCAUCUCUUAUUUCAAACUGUACUUCGUAAAUAGUGUCAUCUAUAAUUCUGCGUUCCCCAUUUUACAUCUGUUGAAUACAGUCUUAGAAAUAUGCUUUAGCAUAGGACAGACAAACGGAUUUUUUUAAACAUAACCUAAAAUUUUCUCCCACGAGCAUCCAAACUCAAGAUCUAAGUAGUGCUACUCAGACCAGCUAACAAACUCGGGUAGAGGCCCUUUCGCACGGCAUACUCAAGUAAAACUCAAUUUAUGGGAAUAUGGGAUGAUAGUAUAUUUGUGAAUUCAUUUGUAUCGGAAAAUUACUUGAAUUUGAAUUUAUAGCUGUCAGAACUCUACAUUUGAAUUUUCCACAUUUUAGCUUACUGAUGCUGC
This is a messenger RNA of Zea mays, 4174 nucleotides long. RefSeq names its product putative disease resistance protein RGA4. Bases 135 to 3323 code for a protein of 1062 amino acids. The transcript has 4 exons. The record is from RefSeq and is a predicted model, not a curated record. Gene Ontology annotation, molecular function: ADP binding. NCBI's taxonomy places the organism in Eukaryota, Viridiplantae, Streptophyta, Magnoliopsida, Poales, Poaceae.